This is a messenger RNA of Sardina pilchardus (European sardine), 5872 nucleotides long. It is a transcript of the gene rin2b, whose product is annotated as Ras and Rab interactor 2b. NCBI's taxonomy places the organism in Eukaryota, Metazoa, Chordata, Actinopteri, Clupeiformes, Clupeidae. The record is from RefSeq and is a predicted model, not a curated record. Bases 59 to 3385 code for a protein of 1108 amino acids. Gene Ontology annotation, cellular component: cytosol; endocytic vesicle. Gene Ontology annotation, molecular function: guanyl-nucleotide exchange factor activity; small GTPase binding. The transcript is spliced from 11 exons. Gene Ontology annotation, biological process: signal transduction; vesicle-mediated transport.
GGAGGAGGAAGAGGAGGAGGACCAGGAUCUGACAAAAGAGGAGGUGCAGAGGGAGGUCAUGAGGCCCAAGAGUCUGCCUAGCCACAUGGACCGGAGGGGCAGCUACUUUAAGCUGGUGGAGUCGUUUGCCUCAGAGCUGGGUGAACUGGAGCAGGAGCUGGGGCAGCUGCGGCCAGCACCGGGCGGCACAUCGGACUCAGAUGGACACAUCCUCCUGCAGGGGCUGGAUGGGCUAGUGGGGGAGAUGAGUGGAGUCUACCUGCAGCAGCCCCCCUUCCAGGCCCGGCGGGGCCAAGAGGAUUGUGGGUAUGAGUGGCUGGCCCGGCACAUGAGCGUACUGGACAGACUGACCACCACACAUCCCAUAUGGCUGCUGCUGUCGCUUAGCGACCAAGAGGUCACCCGCAUCCUUCUGCAGCAGUCACCUGGGGCGUUCCUGGUGAGGAGGUCGUGUAAACUGCAGAGGAAGGUGCUCUCAAUGCGCGUGGACGACUCCUGCGGUCAGCCCAUCUGUGAUUACCCUGUGAAGGAGAACCAGUACACAUUCUCUCUGGAAGGUUCCGGAAUCAGCUUUGCUGAUCUGUUCCGUCUGGUGGCCUUCUACUGCAUCAGCAGGGAUGUGUUGCCCUUUACCCUGAAGCUUCCGGAAGCGGUGGCCAUGGCGAAGAGCCAGGCGGAGCUGGAGGAGGCGGCCCAGUUAGGGGCAGGCUUUUGGGACUCUGGUCCAAACAGCAACAGACGAACCUCUUCCUCCUCCUCCUCCUCCUCCUCCUCCCCGCCCCGUCGCCUCUCUCAGGGCCGAAGGCUCAGCCCUCAGCGCUGCGUAGCUCCAGCGGAGGAAGGGAGCUCUCGCUCUUCGCCGGCCCGCCAAGAGUCUCCUCUGGCUGGGUCCCCUCCCCACCACCAGCACCACCACCAGCACCACCAGCCCCUGGACAGGAGCCAGUCCAACAGCGUCGCGCUGUGCUUCAUCAACCCUCUCUUCCUGCAGACCCACCGGCCUCUCCAGCCGGACGCUUGGACCUCCGAGUGCCCCUCGAGUCCGGGCGGACCGAACUCUAGCGGGAAGCCUCGGGUGCCCCCGCCUCCGAGACCACCCCCUCCGCGGUCGUGGGCCCCGAGACCCCGAGCCUCUACGGCGCCCGUCCCCGUGCAAAGGACUAUGCUCCAGACCGCCAGCCUUUUCCCUAGCAUCGCCACCUCCACCUCCGCCACCUCCACCUCCGCGCCCGCGGGGCGCCAGCAGUCCCCCGAGAGGCCUCCGCCCGCCUGGCACAUGGGCACCGGCCACAGCCAGAGCAAGAGUGGCGGCGGCGGCGCCCCCAAGAAGAAGCCCGGCCUGCCCGUCCCCGUGCCCCGGCUGCAGCCCAAGAAGAAGCUGCCCGACGCCGACGCGCACCACUGCCACAUCGCCCUGGACGACGAGACCAUCGCCAAGGCGUUGGCGCAGACCAAGCUGCCCCACCACAGGGGGCCCGUGCUGUCGCUCUCGCCGCCGCCCUCCGCAGGAGGAGGAGGGGAUGGCGGUCAAGGACACGGUCGCUCUAGCAGUCCGAGUCCGAGCUCCAGCCCCCGCCGGAUGCCCGCUCAGCAGCUGCCGGCGCCGUGCCACGCGGGCAGAGAGCAGCGCCUCAGCUGCCUGAGCUUCUCCACCACCUCCUCGUCCUCGGCCUCGUCCGCCGGCUCCCAGGGCGGGGGGGGCCUCUCCCCCGGCAACCGUCACCGCGGCGGCCUCCAGCGUUCGCCUGUGCUCCGGGGCCGAGGGGUCGCCCACGUGGCGGAGCACAGCAGCGAGGACGACGAGGAUGACGAGGAAGACGAGGAAGACGAGGAAGACGAGGACGACGACGACGAAGAGUACGACGACGACGACGACAACUACGGCGCGGGGCUGGAGCAGGACCUGCAGCUGCGUCUCCAGGCGCCGUACCGCUACCGAAGACGCCUGGCGCUGCCCGGCUGCAGCGGUCGUGCCCGCGGUGCCGCCCGCUCCCCCCCGGGCCCCCCGGCCGCCCUGCUCAUCCUCCCGCGCGCCCUCAAGGGCCAGCUCCGCAAGGUGAGCGGCCUGCUGGGGGCGCUGGGCACCACUCCCGAGCGCCGGGCCGUGCGGCGCGUGGCCGAGCUCGCCCGCGACAAGGGCUCCUACUUCGGCUGCCUGGUGCAGGACUACGUCAGCUUCAUGCUGGAGAACGGCGGUGGGGCGGCGGGCGGGCUGCACACCUCCGCCCUGGACCUGCUGCAGACGCUCCGCCACUUCAUCACGCAGAUGAAGGCCUACCUGGUGCACAGCUCCGAGCUGCAGCCGCCCAUCGAGUCCUUCAUCCCAGAGGACCAAAUAGACCCGGUGCUGGAGAGGGCGAUGCACAAGUGCGUGCUGAAGCCGCUGAAGGCCACGGUGGAGGCGGCGCUGCAGGACUUCGAGGUGCGGAGCGGCGGCUGGCGGCGGCUGCGGGAGAACCUGGCGCUGGCCCGGGCGCGGCGGCCCGAGGAGCUGGGCGUGGAGGGGGCCGUGCCGCCCGACGCCGCCGCCCUGGACAAGAUACGCCACAAGCUCCGCGCCAUGCGCAAGAUGUACUCGCCCGAGAAGAAGGUGCUGCUGCUGCUGCACGUCUGCAAGCUCAUCUACGGCGUCAUGCAGGACAACUCAGGGCGGAUGUUUGGAGCGGACGACUUCCUGCCCAUGCUGACGUACGUGCUGGCCCAGUGUGACAUGCCCCAGCUGGACACCGACAUCCAGUACAUGAUGGAGCUGCUGGACCCCGCCCUGCUGUACGGAGAAGGUGGGUACUACCUGACGAGUGCGUACAGUGCCAUGGCGCUGAUCAAGAACCUGCAGGAGGAGCAGGCGGCGCGCGCCCUCAGCUCCGAGGCCCAGAGCACCCUGCACCAGUGGCACCGCCGACGCACCACCCAGCGCUCCAUCCCCACCGUGGAGGACUUCCAGAACUACCUGCGGGUGGCGCUGCAGGAGGUGGGCAGCGGCUGCACGUCCAAGACGCUGCAGGUGCGCCCGUACGUCACCACCGAGGAGGUGUGCCAGCUGUGCGCGCUCAAGUUCCGCGUGGCCGAGCCCGAGGGCCACGCCCUCUUCCUGCUGACGGACGGCGCCAGCCAGCAGCUGGCGCCCGACACCCACCCGCAGCGCAUCAAGGCCGAGCUGCACAGCCGCCCGCGCGUCCAGGACUACCACUUCGUGUACCGCCGCGUGUCCACCCUCGACACCCUCGGCACCCUCGACACCCUCGGACACAGCCACGACCAGAACCACAACCAGACCCACGGCCUGACGCCCAACAACAACAACAACAACACCAACAACAACAACCCCAGCAGCAGCAGCAGCGGCGGUCACUGUAUCAGUAAUGGUCUCCCCAACUCUAGUUGAGAGAGACAACAAUUUGUCCCUCAACAACAACAACAACAACACCAAUGACAACAACAACGGCAGCAGUCACUGUAUCAGUAAUGGCCUCCCUUGAGAGAGACCUUGAGGGAAUUUGUCCAGUUAUGGAUUUGUUGACAGGGGAGGCACGGCCGCUUGUCUCAUGGUCAGCUGAUGUUUGAUCAUGUAUUGUGAUUACAAUGAGGUGUUCCUGCAGGGUCAGUCACUGCUUUAGUGUUUAAUGCCUAAUUUUGCUGACCCGAAGAGGGGUUGGAAAUAUCCUACAUCUCCCAGAAUGCACUUGGAGCCUGGAGCUGAUGCUGUACACCAUGGGUGCCUUUCAACAUGCCUCCUCGAUCCUCGAUGCUCGAUCCUCGAGGGGCGUUCCCACUAUCCCAUUGCCCCCCACCCCACACAAAUCAGAUGCUAUUCACAACAAGAGUUGUGUGGCUGUUUUCAUGAGGGAAUGAAGUCCUACAUUUCCCAGAGUUCACCCCCCAGUCUGGAUCUGAUUCCAUGCUACACAGCCAAGUUUGCUCUGGGAUUUGGCAGAAGAGAGGGUGGUGAGAGAGGGGUGGGGUGCAAAAAGAAUGACUUGUGUGUGCGUGCAAGCUUGAAAGCUAGUGUCAGAAGACGUCAUCUAACCUUCAAGCCAAGGACUGAUGGAUUUUAAUCUGUGCCUUUCGUUGUUAUAGGCUACUUCUGCCAAGGAGUGACUGAAUGUCUCAUUUUUUUCUCAACUGGAAUUUGUGCAGUGGUGCUCACAAACCGACCACAGGUUUGUCCUCCUUGGGUAGCCAUAGUUUUCUGUACAGCACCUCUGUGUAUGUAGUUUUAUGUGAUUUCACUGUUGCCUUUUUUUUGCCCAUGCAUCAACACCAAUGUAUGUGCCUGAGUUGUAAGAAAGUACCUUAUUAAUAACCUGCAUUUUGAGUCCAUCUCAUUGUACACAUUGUACAUAAAGAUAUAGAUAAUUGUAUUGUAUUGUUAUUUGUUAUUAUUAUAGAGAGAUUAUUUCACAGAGUAUAUUUUAAAUGUUCAGUCCCGGUUGCUGGUUAACUGUGGAUGACUAUAAUGUAGCCAUGUCUAUUCGCUGUACUGUACACAUUCGUGUACCAGUUACUAGUAAUUCACUUAUGCCAGUACAAUAAAUAAUAUGCUAACUGUUGAUUCUGCAGACAUAUGCUAUACUUGUACUUUUCAUUACUGUUUCAAAAAUGAUACAAGAGUUAUAUUUAAAAAAAAAAGUCAUGACAUUUAAAGGAGCAUGUGAUGGUCAUGAGGUGGUCACGCUGUUGUGGUGGGAAUAUGAACAUACUUAAGAGUGUUCUGAAGAGCGUGAUAACUGCAUUGUAAUCACUUGGCAGUUGGCAUCAUUAUAAACGUACAAGUGUAGUCCACGAUAGUGUGUAGGCCACAGUGCAUUGAGUGCAUUCAGAAAUCCUGGCUCUCUAAACGAGAAACAAACUUAGUGGAGUUGAGUCAAAGAGGGCCACUCAACAUGUUGGUUCAGGAGUACGGAAGGGAAGAGGUGGAAUUUAACUACGCUGAACUGAAAUACUGACAACCUUUCACCAGAAUGAUUAAGUCUUGGAUUAUGCCUUUACAGUAACAUGCAUGUCAGUGUCUGCCAAUGAAUACAAGGAGAGUGUGACACCUAGUGGACUUGAUCUGUUAUUGCACUCUUCAGAAAACUGCCAUGAGACCAAAAGUGCCUUCAGGCCUGUGUGGCGAGAUCAUGGGGCAUGUUACAAGUUUUUUUUAUCAGUUGCUUUGGUGCAGUUCUUAAAACAUCAUUAGUGUUUGUUCAUCAGUUAGUGUGUCAUUGAAACAAAUUGUACAAACUGCACUACACAAAGGAUUCUACAGUAUAUAAAAGUGCAUGAUUUGCUCCAAAAUGCUUAGUUUAGACCUUAUGUCUCAAAAAGGAAACAUUUAUAUCAAUGAAUAUGUCAGUGUCAUAGCAUAGUAAAACUAGAUAUGUGAAGGAUGUUUGAGAAUGUUUUGAUUUAUGAUAUUAUGUAAGCGAAGCUGCGUACCUGUGGAAGCAACGUAGCCUAUCACUGCAGGGCAGAAGUGGACACGCUGUUUGUGUCUGUCGACAAAGCUGUUUGUGAAGUGUUUGAAAAGGGAUGAAACAAAGAAUUGCGUAAAGUGCACAGAAACUGAUGUGUGUGUGUGUGGGUGUGUGAGAGAGAGAGAGAGAGAGUGAGAGAGAGAGUGUGUGCUGCCCCUCCCCACAUCAGUCUAUUAAACGCAUAUUGCACCUCAAAAGCAAAUUUGUUUUAGACUAGCCUAUACCUAAAGUAAGCCCAUGUUUUUGUACAAUUCAUCAGGAAUUCAGUUUGCAAAAGAAUUCAAUAUUUUUUACCAAAUGUAUUGAACUUAUUUGAACAAUGUCUGACUGUAAACACAUUCUGUAUUCCACUAGUCUCCUCAAUAGGGAGACCUUUCACUUUCUCUUAUUUUUCCAAAAUAAACUGAAAUUAA